AUGUUUUUUAUCACUUCCAUUUCCAUGAUUCCUUAUCACAAUUUAAACAUUAUAACCCUUAAUUCCAAGGUUAUUUUACACACUAAGAGAUAUUUUACACAUUAUCGAUUCCAUAAAAGAGUUGGCAAAGGAAACUGGAACAGAUAUGUUGAAAGAUACACAAAACCGGCUUCAAUCGAAAAUACCCAGCCUAUCCACUUUAACUACAAGGCCUCUUAUCAAUCAACUAAAAAUUCCCUAUCCUACCUAUGGGAUUUACCUAAAAAAAUAGCUGCAGCAACCUCAUCAAAUAAACUUUUAGAAUCAUGGAUUUAUUACAGACAUAAGAGGAAGAAACUUUAUCACUACGUUCUCGCGUUAAAACGUCUAAACGAGAUUAAAGAAGUAGAUAUAUCAGACUGGAGAUUUAAACUUAUAGUUAAAAAGGUUAUUAAAAGAUCGAGAUACUUUACAGGUAUAUUCAGUCAACAAAAUUCUCACGAAUUUUCAGAUUUGCCCACUGUUUGUUUAUAUUUGGGUAAUUUAAAGUGUGUGGAUGCUAUUGAAAAGGUCACAUAUCAUCUGAUUGAAAGAAUGGAAUACUAUUCACCACUCCAACUAGGAAGAAUAUGCUCGGCGUUCUCAUCGUGCAGGAUUUUUAAUAAAUACCUGUUUUCUCUCGUUGCCACCAGGUUCAUCUCGCUUAUUGAUAUCGCAGAAAACGCUUCAAUUUUGGCUGUAGCAAGAGUAAUCUUACAAUUUGCUUUUUCAAACUGCAUGGUUUAUAAUUUCAGACUUUUUAACUCUGUGUCACUUGAGUUCCUCAGAAGAUUGAGCAAUGACAUUGCUCACUCAAAAGAGCGACAAAUCAACUGUAGCCACCUCAUGUUCUCCUUUAAAACAUCACACAGACCACCCAACGUUGAUCAACUAGUUAAUUUAGUGCCUUUAGCUGAGUCUUUUGGUAUUUCAAAGUACAAGGAUUUGAAUUACUUUGAAACCCUAUCAAAUGUCCUAAUAGAUAACCUGAACACUUGUGAAAUCGUAGAACCAUCGAUCAUCUCAAGAGCCAUCUCAGUUUACAAUAAGCUUAAAAUAAACGAUGUACAACUACUUGAAAUCGUAAUGAUUUUAUUUUAUUUGUGUUGGAUAAGGUUUAUUCUAAGCCAUAUAACUUUCCUCCAGUUCAGUAAAUCUCAUAGCAUCGCAUCUAUCAUGAAGGAUAUCUCAUCAAUGAUUCCAAGAGGUUUGAAUCUUCAUACAGAGUUGACCGAUAUUGCAAUAUUUGCCAAAAACACUGGUUUAGCAAACGUUGAAUUAAUUAAUUCUAUCCAAAAUAGUGUACUGAAAAACUCAGUUAAAGACCAAAGCCCAGACUACGACUGUCCUAGACUGUUUGAGAUUUUAUCCUCAAAGUCAAAUUUAACUGAAGAUAGUUUUAAACUCUUCUGCCUGUAUUCAAGAAGACUCUUGAAUAAGUUUGAGCCAUGUGACUUCCUGAGAGUUUCAAGAUUACUGAGGAGACAUAAGGGAUUAAAUACUAAUGUCAUACUUCCUAAUCUAAUGGGCAUUAGGCUAGCUGAACUCAAUGGAGAGUUUAGUACUUAUCAGUACAACUGUGUAGCUAGGGACCUUACGUUAUCAGGUAAGGUACAAGAGGGUAUUUUGGCCGAGGUUUGGAGAAAAAACACGUACAACAAAGGGUUUAAACCACCAAGCUUGUAA
Molecule: messenger RNA, 1704 nt
Organism: Theileria annulata
Lineage: Eukaryota; Apicomplexa; Aconoidasida; Piroplasmida; Theileriidae
Exons: 11
Coding region: 1-1704 (567 amino acids)
Source: RefSeq, a predicted model, not a curated record